Messenger RNA from Chenopodium quinoa (quinoa), 1327 nucleotides. RefSeq names its product expansin-A8-like. Gene Ontology annotation, biological process: plant-type cell wall organization. Gene Ontology annotation, cellular component: extracellular region. The transcript is spliced from 3 exons. NCBI's taxonomy places the organism in Eukaryota, Viridiplantae, Streptophyta, Magnoliopsida, Caryophyllales, Amaranthaceae. The record is from RefSeq and is a predicted model, not a curated record. Bases 111 to 860 code for a protein of 249 amino acids.
CACCUUACUCUAUAAUGUACUACCAAUCAUCACUUAAUUCAUCCCCUACUUUGUUUCUAAUCCCUAGAUAGUCUCCAAUUAACGCUAAUUUUGUCUUUAACGACGACAUAAUGACAAUUUCGUCAACAUUAUUACGUGCUUCACUUUCCUUCAUUUUGAUUAAUCUAUUAUCUCUUUAUGGCGUUUUCGCAGACUUAGGUCAUGCUACUUUUUAUGGCGGAGAGGACGCAUCCGGCACAAUGGGGGGAGCUUGUGGAUAUGGAAACUUGUACAGCCAAGGGUACGGGACUAGCACGGCUGCCCUAAGUACCGCGCUAUUUAACAGUGGAUUGAGUUGUGGCUCAUGCUACGAACUUACAUGUAACGGAGACCCUAAAUGGUGUCUCCCAGGGAGCAUUAUUGUGACUGCUACCAAUUUUUGCCCUCCAAAUUAUGCCUUGUCUAAUGACAAUGGUGGAUGGUGCAAUCCCCCUCUUCAACACUUUGAUUUGGCUGAACCUUCUUUCUUGAAAAUUGCCCAAUAUCGCGCUGGAAUUGUUCCCGUUUCUUUCCGAAGGGUACCUUGCGUGAGAACAGGAGGAAUAAGAUUCACAAUCAAUGGACACUCCUACUUCAACUUGGUCCUAAUCACCAAUGUAGCCGGAGCCGGUGACGUGCACGCGGUUUCAAUCAAGGGUUCAAAGACCGGGUGGCAACCCAUGUCUAGGAAUUGGGGUCAAAAUUGGCAAAGCAAUGGUGAUCUCGACGGCCAAAGCCUCUCUUUCCAAGUUACGGCUAGUGACGGGAGAACAAUCACUAGCUACGAUGUUGCUCCUGCUAAUUGGCAAUUUGGCACGUCUUAUGAGGGUGGUCAAUUCUAAAAAAAUAGAAUCAAAUUAAUUAACAAUAUGAUAUUAAGAAAUCGAUGAUAAUUAAAAGGAAAACUCGAGUUAAUUUUAUACAUGUCCAAAUAAAAUUGCCAGACUUGUCAUAUAAGUAUUUUAUGUUAAAAUACGAAUGUGACAAUUAAUCAGGAACAAAGACAAUAAUUGCCGUGGUGUAUAUAGCCACCCGCGAAAAUUCUUGUGACUUUUUCGCUAGUAUUCAACAAUUGAUAGAGGUUUAGGCAAGGUGUUCUUUUUCUUUUUCUUUUUUUUUUUCAAAAAGCUUAUUUUGUGUGAAAGAAACUGAAUUAAUUGGCAUUAACAGCCAAGAUUUUCAAUCAGUUUCAAUGUAUACAUCAUAAUAAAAGCCUUGUAAGUUGUAACUAUGAUUAUCAUGAAUGAACUUGAUUGAGCUUGAUAUUUUUGGAGUUCAAAUCAAAUAACCAACAAUAUCUUUCAUUUUU